CAGUUAUUUGGAAACCUCAGAGUUUUCCAGAAGCACGCCUCAGCAAAACUCCCGGCUAACGAACUUUGUACAACAUGUCUUUGGAACGCCAAGUUCGCAACAAGAUCGCCGCCAAGCGCAACCCCCAGCAGGACAAGGAGGCGCAGGAAUGGAUCGAGCAGAUCCUCGGCGCUAAAUUCCCCCCAGGCGAGGUCUACGAAGACGUCAUCCGCGACGGCACCGUUCUCUGUCAACUCAUCAACAAGCUCUCGCCCGGCGCCGUGCCCAAAAUCAACACCUCCGGCGGCCAGUUCAAGAUGAUGGAGAACAUCCAAAACUUCCAGAACGCCAUUAAAGCCUACGGCGUGCCCGACAUAGAUGUGUUCCAAACGGUGGACCUCUGGGAGAAGAAGGACAUCGCCCAGGUGACCAACACCCUGUUCUCCUUGGGCAGGCAGACGUACAAGCACGCCGAGUGGACGGGGCCCUGGCUGGGGCCGAAGCCCGCCGACGAGAACAAGCGGGACUUCACCGAUGAGCAGCUGAAGGCCGGACAGACCAUCAUCGGGCUGCAGGCCGGUCAGAACAAGGGGGCCUCGCAGUCUGGGCAGAACAUGGGAGCCGGGCGUAAGAUCAUCCUCGGUAAAUGAGGAGGUGAUUUGGUGGGAUUUUUUUUGUUUUGAUUUUCGUUCGGAUUUUAUUUUUGCACUGAUUUUUUUAUGUUUGUUUAUAAGCGAUGUAAUGUUAAUAAAGUGAAGAUGUUUUAUUUUAUUGGUGGAUUUAUUUGUUAACAAGUGAAGAGUAAGUUC
Phyllotreta striolata is the source of this 788-nucleotide messenger RNA. Lineage: Eukaryota; Metazoa; Arthropoda; Insecta; Coleoptera; Chrysomelidae. The record is from the annotation of a GenBank genome assembly.